CGGAUUUUGAUUGCUUGAAUGAUUGUGGAUAUCAUCAUCCGAUCGUGGAGAUGAGAUGGGAGGGGCACGAGGGGCUUUUAUUUUCUCCACUCGUUCCUUGCCUUUCUUCGGUUCCUUUUCUAUCUUCCUCUCUUUCCUUUCAAUCCGCCUUUCCAAUUUACAGAGCUGCGAUUGACUAGCAGUUAUUUUACUUGAUUGGAGAAUAGUUUGUGGUAAUUGAGAAGACAAAGACAAAAUGGUUUACCCAGAUACAUUCAAGGGCUUCCAGAUCGAGGACCCGAAACACUGGACUGAGUUCAAGCUGAACGAGCUCAAGCCCAAGCCGUUCGGUGACUACGAUGUCGAUGUCAAGAUCCAGGCUUGUGGGGUUUGCGCGAGUGAUUUGCAUACUAUUUCUGGAGGGUGGGGGGAGCAGCAUUUCCCUCUGUGUGUUGGGCAUGAAAUUGUUGGAACGGCGCUCCGUGUUGGACCGAAAGUCACACUCAUCAAGCCUGGGGAGAGAGUCGGUGUUGGCGCGCAGAGCUACUCGUGUCUGAAGUGCAAGCAGUGCAAGAAUGACAAUGAGACGUACUGUGUGCAUCAGCUCGAUACUUACGGUGCCGUGUGGCCCGAUACGGGAAUCGUGAGCCAAGGAGGAUAUUCUACCCACGUUAGGACUCAUGAACACUGGGUUUUCCCCAUCCCCGCCGGCCUCGCAACCAACAAAGCAGCACCUAUGCUCUGCGCAGGCCUCACAGCCUACAGCCCUCUCGUGCGUAACGGCGCCGGGCCAGGAAAGAAAGUCGGCAUCGUCGGCAUGGGCGGGAUCGGACACUUCGGGCUGCUGUUCUCGAAGGCGCUUGGCGCUGAGACGUGGGUCAUCUCUCGCUCGCACUCGAAGGAGGCGGAUGCGAAGAAGAUGGGCGCUGAUGGCUUCCUUGCUACGGCGGACAAGGACUGGAAUGUACCGCACAAGAUGACGUUCGAUCUUAUUAUCAAUACGGCGAGCUCGACGGAGAACUUUGACCUUGCUGCGUAUUUGAGUCUGUUGGAUGUGCAUGGCAGGUGGAUUAGUGUGGGCUUGCCGGAGGGCAGUGGGCAGGAGGUUAGGGCGCAGGAUUUCCUAAGCAAUGGCUGCUUGAUUGGGGCGAGUCAUUUGGGAAGUCGGAAGGAGGUGCUGGCGAUGUUGAAGCUGGCGGAGGAGAAGGGCAUUGAGAGUUGGGUUGAGGAGGUCCCGAUUAGUGCUGAGGGACUGAAGACUGCGUUGACGAGGCUGCAUAAUAACGAUGUGAGGUAUCGGUUUACGUUGACGGAUUAUGACAAGUGCUUUGGAUCGGAUUAGGGUUGAGGAUCCGGGGAAGGUGCGGGGUUGAGCUGGGGAGUGAUGCAUGGAGUUGCAGGUCGGGCCGGUUGAGUGUGGGGAGAAAAGCAUAGUCUGAAUGCGAGCCGUUGACCAUGUGAACCUGAAGUUUUUUCAACAUACCUUUGAAGCUUAUGGUCAAGUUGUUGUCUUCGUCACUUGGACGGACGCAAGGAACGGACCGAAAGGAUGAUGUAACUUCGACUUUAGCUCAUUCGAGACGUUCUUUCUUCUAUCAUCUGAUCUCAAGAAAAGAACUAAACACAUCAACGUUGC
This is a messenger RNA of Hyaloscypha bicolor E, 1615 nucleotides long. RefSeq names its product putative NADP-dependent alcohol dehydrogenase 6. The record is from RefSeq and is a predicted model, not a curated record. NCBI's taxonomy places the organism in Eukaryota, Fungi, Ascomycota, Leotiomycetes, Helotiales, Hyaloscyphaceae. The transcript is spliced from 3 exons. Bases 236 to 1321 code for a protein of 361 amino acids. Gene Ontology annotation, biological process: alcohol metabolic process. Gene Ontology annotation, molecular function: alcohol dehydrogenase (NADP+) activity; zinc ion binding.